Messenger RNA from Drosophila grimshawi, 2511 nucleotides. RefSeq lists its product as uncharacterized. The record is from RefSeq and is a predicted model, not a curated record. The coding region runs from base 169 to 1917 and encodes 582 amino acids. Lineage: Eukaryota; Metazoa; Arthropoda; Insecta; Diptera; Drosophilidae. The transcript is spliced from 2 exons.
CAACACUUAAUUGUAAUUUCAAAAUGGUGCACAUUGCAUAGGCCGUACAAUUGGCUGUUGUGUACAUUUCGUUCUUGAGCUAUUCGCCUGGUUUAAGCGCUAAAAAUAAGUUUGAUUCAAUUAAUGCAUUAUUGGGUGUGUUGUUAAAAUAUACAUCAACUAUACAUAAUGCUGGAAACAAAGAGCAUUGCUGCACUGGCAUACAAUGAGACGCCGCGCAAACGCAAAAGGGAAACUGGAAUUGGAACUGGCUGCGCUCCUCAGCCACCCUUAAAAAUCGAUGAGGCAGCUGCUGCCGUUGCAACUACUGCGUCAUGCUUCACUAACGCUGCAUUCAGUUCAACGCCAAAGAAACUGAUUGGGCGUCGUCGCAUUCCCAAGGCAAACGAGAAUCUAAAUCCAUUUGGUGCACAUCCUGGACUGGAAAUCAAAUCCAUUGCUGAACUGGCGACAGUACAGCAGCAAAAACAACAGCUGCCAACACCACCACCAGCACAACCACUUAAUCCCUUCGAGGUAGUGCGUCAUGCCUCCAAGAAAAAGAAGCGCGAACACGCUUGCUUCGAGAAUCCAGGCCUAAAUCUUGAACUACCCGAGCGCCAGUUCAAUCCGUACGAGGUUGUACGUUGCGUGGUCACGCCCACAAAGUGUUUUGUUAACGAGGCGCUCAAUUUGCGCGGCAGCGAUGCACCAGCAUCCCUGAAUCCCUUUGAGAUCCAUCGACAGAGCGAGAUCUCAGCAGCAGCUAGCAAUCCAGCGGGCGUGUCGAAUCCCGGCCUCGCCGAGGACCCACUGCCAACCACACUGAAAAUUGGGCUACCAUUUACGCCCACGGUGGGUUGUCGCAUCGAUUUCAAUGGCAUGUCGCUGGGCCAGUUGACGCCCAGCAAACUGCUGGCCGAAAAGCUGGUCUUCUCGCCGGUACCGCCGCUGCCGCCGCCAGUGGCUACCAAGCGCUCGCUGGGCGCCAUCAGUGAGGAGAGCAGCAGCAUGGAUAUUGGCAAGGAGCUGGAUCGUUAUCAGCUGGAACUGGAGAACAGCAUCAAUGAGGCAAAGCUACGCAAAAAUGGCGUUGUGCUGGAGACAACACAAACGGAGCUAGAAGUAGUGAUUGAUCAAAAGCAGAUGCAAUCCAAUGAGCAGUUGGAUCGGCGCAUUGUAUGCACUACUACGCGCAGGUGCACGCUAACCGAGAUUAUAGAGGCGCCGGAGGAAACAGAACUGGAGGAGCAGCCUCAAGAUCCAGUGCAGCAGCCGGAGGCGAAGCUAGCUGAUUUGGAGCUUGAAAGCGGCGAUGUGGCCUAUGCCUCCGAAUCGGAGCCAGAAGAACCAGAAGAGGAGCUAGACUUUAAGGCGCCCGCACGCUUUGUGCGCUCCUAUCGCCCAGCAGCCGCUACAAUUGCAGUUACUCAGUCCAAUCCCAUUGCUGGUAGCAAGGAAUCUCUGCACUCGAUUGCCUCCAGUAAAUCAGCCAAGUCCGCAGAGCUGAGAGCCAGCAGUUCUGGUCAUGGCGUUAGGAACAUGAUACGCAAAUCCAUUCGCAAGCUAAUGCAUCCCAUGCAACAACAGCAGCAUCCUCAGGCCGCGGCGGCGACGACCACAUCACAAGAGGCUGCAGCAAGCCAACAACACGGCAGCAGCAACCUUAUCAGCAGCAUACGCCACAGUUUGCGUCGUCGUCCGCAGAAGCUGCAGCCGGAGGAAUACACCCAAGCAGACAUAUCCAUUGUGGACAGCAGCGAGCGGACGAUGAAACUGCGCUCCAGCAUUCCACAAACCGAUUACAUGCGCAUUGAGCAGCUGACCAACGAGAAGAAGCACACGGUGCGCAACAGCAUCCGACGCUCCACACGCGAAGUGCUGCGUCAUGUGUUCCACAAGAGCCAGGAUGCCUAUGCGACGGCAACGGCCAAGUGAGCCGCUCACAUGCCACACUACUCCUUCACCACUCACACUACAAGUUCUUUAGCAUCCAAAGAUUGUCUACAAAACACCAUCACCAUCCAACCGAAGUUGGUUCUUGGUUCUUCUUAUUUUUUUGCCUCGUCUUGUUUGAAAUUAUGUUUUUUUUUGCUAUUUUGUAAACAUUUACAUUAUGAUUGAUUAUUUUAUGGGCAGCAGAGCUUCUGAGAGAUCUGAUAGUUACUUAGUGCCACAUAUCUUAGUGGCAAAUAUCUGAAUUGAAGAGGUUCUUGUCUCAAGCAAAACAUAUUGAAAUGUACAAAUCCCUGGAAAUUCAUAGACUACAGUUAUUAGAAAAAUAGGUUUUUAAAUACUGCUCACAUUUAAUUUUUUGAACUUGGGCCAGGAAUGAUUUAAAUCGGCAGACAUAUCGUAUAACAAAAUUAUAUAUUAUAUUGUUAGAACUUUAUACUUAUAUUUUUGAAAGUAAUCCUAAAGAUUUGACCAGAUAUCGGAUGAACUUUUGAGUCAUAAGCAAAUAUUAUUUGAACUUGAAUUUGAAAUGCACCUCUAGUUAAGUUUUACAAAUGUUUUGCACGUUUAUUUAUA